Dissoconium aciculare CBS 342.82 is the source of this 1185-nucleotide messenger RNA. RefSeq lists its product as uncharacterized. The transcript has a single exon. The coding region runs from base 1 to 1185 and encodes 394 amino acids. The record is from RefSeq and is a predicted model, not a curated record. Lineage: Eukaryota; Fungi; Ascomycota; Dothideomycetes; Mycosphaerellales; Dissoconiaceae.
AUGUUUUCGAAGCUUCGCCGCCUCAGUUCAACACUGUCCAUCAAGUCUAACUCAUCAUCACAGUCGGAACUCGACAGUGGAUAUGCAAGCCAUCGCACCAGUAUCACAGGCCCACCCUGCAGCGACCUCGAUAGCUUUUCAUUCUCCCGAACCACAUCUUGGGAGUGUCAACCGCCAGCGUCUCUCCUUGGACUGCCAUACGAUAUUCGCCAACGCAUCUUCCGGCACCUUGCUACUAGCACGAACCUGACUUUGUGUCCUCCUCGGGUCGCAAAUGCACGGCAGAAAUCUUCCUCGCCUCGAAAGUCAACCAGCGUCGAGCCGGUGCCUUUACUCUUAGUCAAUCGUCAAUUACGCACAGAGUACGCGCCGGUCCUUCUCGCGAAUGCUGCAAUCGAAAUUCGCGUUCUGAGUUAUGACUUCAGCAAUUUGGCGGCCGCUCUGUCGAAUCAUAGCGAAGCUGAUCGCACCGCAUUGAGCCGUAACGUCAAUAUCUGGAUUCAAGUGAUCGUGUCACAUGUCCCAACAUCAGAUGAUCAAGCACGCCUCAAAGAAUGGACGAUCGAACGCUCCAUCCUUGCUGCUCGAGUAGCUCAGUCCUCAGCCACGCACUGGGAAUUGCAGCGCCAGGCGUCCAUCAUUCCGGAAGCCGAUGACGAGACAUCCGAUACCGAAGACUCCGAGUCGCAGGAUAUCGUACCUAACAUGAUAACAAAGGCUGCUAGAUGCUCGUCAUGGAGCCCGCCAUCAUCCUGGCACUCUUUGCCGUCAUCUUUGUCCCCGUGGGAGAACACGAAUGUCCUCCCACAAUUCCAUUACCGAGUCCGCUUUGCCUCGCAGAUCCGUGGUCCUCGACCAUCAAAUCGCUAUCCCUCAGGUUCUGAUGGGCGGCUACGUAUGGAACUCGACCUGCUCGCUUCACAUGUCAAAAUGAUCAACCGUGUGAAGAUGGAAGUCGAGCGUGAACACGCUGCAGAGAUGGACUCCAAGCCGUCACGGCAUGGAAAAGGCGACCCGCGGUAUGGUUCGCGUUCACAGCAAUCGCAUUCUCGAACGCACGGCAUGCAGCAUCGCCGAAAAUGGGAGGCGACCGACGAAGUGUACGAGAUCCGAUGGCUAGCAAGCUAUGUCAUCAGUCAAGCAGAGCGACUAGAACAACGACUCGAGGAGGACGCCAUAUUCUAA